CCGCCCACUCUUCAUCAUGCUUGGCACCACCACCGGGAAGAAGCUGGAUCUUUCCAGGCUCACGGACGAGGAGGCCAAACACGUGUGGGACGUCGUCCAGCGAGACUUCGACCUGCGGAAGAAGGAGGAAGACCGACUCGGGGACCUCAAGACCAAGAUUGAGAAGGAAGACACCAAAUCAGAGCUGUUAGGGAACCAGACCAGUCUGACCGAGUCCUACUGCAUUCGGUGUCUCCAGCCCUUCAAGUUCCUGGUCAACAGCCGACGUCAGUGUCUGGACUGCCAUCAUUACAUCUGCAAGUCCUGCAGCCGCUACAACAAGAAGGAGCAGGGCUCAGUGUGUGACCCCUGUCACAUGGCCAGAUAAGAAAGUCCAAACGGAGGCUAACUGUCGAUCCCGUUGAUUUUCAACUGGGCUGUGACUACUCCCAGUCAAGAGGACGGUCCAAUCAGGCCCCGGGUUCCCAUGACAUCCUGGUCAUGGAUGUCGACGGGGGGGAGUUGAACCUCGCUGAAGCUCACGUGGCCUCGGUUUUCCAUCAGAUGUCGGAGCAGCAACGUGCAGAUGACCUGGUGUACUCGGACAGGGGAACCGUCCCGUCCCGCUCCGUCUCCCGGCUCAGCCACACCUCCUGUGGCAGCGGCAGCGGGGGGGGGCCCCGGGGCAGCAGCAGCUACCUGCCCGGCCCUGACGACUCGGGGGAGGAGGAGGACGAGGACCACUGCCGGCCCUACCUGCUCUACCAGUCUCACCUGGGCCCCUGCAGCCACACGUCCCAGGAGAGCUUGAACUCAGCCCUCCCCCCACCGCAGAUCUCUGACCUGAACAGACACAUAUCAAACAUAGAGACCAUCUUGAGUCGCUUAGAACAGAAGGUCACCUCCACAUAUGACCAGGCGUCCCUCACCCCGAGCAGCAGCUCUCCUCUUCCUCAGUGGGAGGGCGUGGACCUGGAGGAGCAGCAGCUCAGGCAGAAGCUGCACGACAUGACGAACGACAUCAGUGACCACAGCCUGACCUCGGACGAGGACGAGUCCAACGGGCCUCACUCCUCGCAGGAGGUCCCGGCCUGGAGGAGCCCGGAGGGGGACAGCAAACCGUCCAGACUCCCGACCAGGCCUUCGUCCAGGACAAGCACCGUGGACUCCAUCCUGGAGGAGGAGCCUCAGCAGACUGACUCUCAGAAGACAAACCACAUGACAGACAGUGUGGAGAGGAAGUGGCUCCCCCUAGAGGAGGGAUCGGAGUCGAGCUUCAGAGGCUCGACAGCUCUACUGGUCGAACUGGAAGGCCAGGUAGCUCAAGCAGCGGCCGACGUCCAAAACGCCCAGAGCGAGGUCUCUUACAUAGAGAACAGGAUCGCUGCUCUGAACGCUGCCGGCAUGCCUGUGGAUAAGAAGAGAAGGUCUGCGAUCCCGGUCCAUCCGAGAAGACUUUCCCACAACGUGCCCUCAAGCCAGGUGGACAGGUUUGUGAGGAACUCCCUCUACAGGGGCUCCCUGACGCAGAGGAACGCCGUGGCCAAGCCCAAGACCGGAGCGAGCUGUGCGAAACCAGUCAUGACUCAGGGUUCCUGAGGAGGAGAUUGAGCCUUUUGUGACCCAGCAGCUUUUUCAUUACCACAUUUUGUCAAUUUAUUACAGUCUUCAUAACUGGACUUUUAGCAUAAUUAACUUUAUUCCAAUUAAAGGGUGAAUUACUUCCAUUUCAGAGACCGUCUCCUGGAGCGGGACGGCUUUGUGUUUUAUAAAAAAUUUGCCCUUUUGAUAUUAAUUAGUGAUAUUUAUAUUAUGAUUCAGUUACACAUGAUCUGCACUAACAUUGCUUCAAUGUGAAAGCAUUUACAUUUGGCAUAAUAAUCUGAUAUUGUUAAGAUGCUUAUUCCAAUGUUGCAGGUCCUACAGCUGGUAGCAAGCCAGUCUGUGAACACUUUAAUAUCAUCUGUCAAAUGUUGUUAAUGUUUUGGGAUAUUUCGUUAAUAUCAUUGUAAAGGAGAAAUGAAAAGCCAGUUUAAAUAUCUACUUUAAGGUGUGUGAUUGUGAAUGUGAAGGAAAUGAAUUCAGUGUGUAGAGAAAUACACAAACAGUUGAGUGCAGCUGGUGACCAAGACAAAACAACUGCAACAUACUGCAUGUUAUUCACCUCCUGACCAGAGGAGACAAUAAGUCAUAAUUCAUCUUUUAAAAUAUAUAUAUAUAUAAAUACACUUUUUGUAUUGUGAGAUAUUAUUACAAAUGUAUGUUUGUGAGAUUGUUCUGCAUAUUUAUAGCAACAAGACACUUAAAGAAAUGUGACUUUUUCUAGAUCAACAUAAUCAGUAGUUUUAUAUUCAACCUAAAUUCAGAUUGUGACAAAUUUUAAAGAAACAAAAACUUUUUCUUUCUUUCUCAUUAUCUCCUCAAUCAAUUAAUGUCAGUCAUCUGUCCAGUAACUGCAUGUUGCAUAUUCUGAAUCCAGAUGUUGAAGGAAAUGUUUUUGAAGAUGAUUCAAUAAUUUGCAUUAGUUUUGUGUUCAUGCAGUCGAGUGACAAAUUAAAUGAAAACGCUUGAUGGGACACAAACCAGAGCAAAUGCUUCUGUACAGUUUGAGAUCACAGAAGAAUCCUAAUAGAUGAUUAUCAUAUGUCUCAACAUGAACUCUAUUAAUUGUCUAUUUCUUAUUAAAUUAUUUACAAACGAAAUCUUCUUUUGUUUGU
Molecule: messenger RNA, 2696 nt
Organism: Platichthys flesus (European flounder)
Lineage: Eukaryota; Metazoa; Chordata; Actinopteri; Pleuronectiformes; Pleuronectidae
Gene: mlphb
Product: melanophilin b
Biological process (GO): intracellular protein transport
Cellular component (GO): cortical actin cytoskeleton
Molecular function (GO): small GTPase binding; myosin binding; actin binding
Source: RefSeq, a predicted model, not a curated record